Molecule: messenger RNA, 3565 nt
Organism: Perca fluviatilis (European perch)
Lineage: Eukaryota; Metazoa; Chordata; Actinopteri; Perciformes; Percidae
Product: very low-density lipoprotein receptor-like
Exons: 13
Coding region: 70-2145 (691 amino acids)
Molecular function (GO): calcium ion binding; protein binding
Source: RefSeq, a predicted model, not a curated record
UCGACUCUUGCGUCAUCAUUCCGCGCCACGUGCAAUGCAAAUGCCAAAUGUGGAGGACAUCAAUGAAGCAUGGGAAACCUUGGAGCUUUAUUUCUUUUUCUCGCGCUUCUAACCUUGGGUCAUAUUUGGGGGGUUGCAGGUCACUCUCUGCCCGCCUGCCACGAGCUGCUGCAGUUCAGGUGCAGCGAUGGCUUGUGCAUCCCGAGACCGAGCGUGUGUGACGGACACACAGACUGUGAAGACGGAUCAGAUGAACACCACUGUGGUCACCUGUGGUGUAAAAAAGAUGAAUUUGCCUGCCGCAGCAGACGGUGCAUAUCUCCACGUUUCCUUUGCAAUGGCGUGGACGACUGUGGGGACGGGAGUGACGAGGCCUUCUGCCAGAAUUGCACCACCCCUGGCUUCUUCUCCUGCGAGCCGUCUGACACCUGUCUGCACAGAGACAAGCUGUGUGAUGGGCGAACUGACUGCAAAAACCGGCGGGACGAGUCUUGGGAGUUGUGUGGUUCGUCUCGGCUAAGCCCGCAGACGUCUCCCAAGUGUACGGCGUCUGAGUUUCAGUGUGGAGACGGGCAUUGCAUCCGCCAGACAUGGAGGUGUGACAACUCUCCAGACUGCUCUGAUGGCAGCGACGAGGACAACUGUGAUCAGAACGAGUGUGAGGUCAAUAAUGGAGGCUGCUCUCAUCUGUGUGUGGACCAGAAGAUGGGAUUCCACUGCGACUGCCCCGGCAACAUGAGGCUGGUCCGGGACAGCCACUGUGAGGAGGUCAACACGUGCCUGGAGAGCGAUGUGUGCGAUCAGCUGUGUGUUCACAUGAACGACAGCCUCGCCUGCGACUGCUACGAGGACUACCAGAUGAAUCCAACAACCAGAGAGUGCAAGGCCACAGGGAAUGAGGCUCAGCUGGUUUUCACCUCUUCUAAAGGAAUGUGUUGGAGAAGCAUCACUGGCACCGAGUACAGGGAACCGGCUGCACAUUUACCAGGACCAGGACCAGUGGCGGCCUUGGCCUCUAACCGAACACUGUACUGGGCCCAGCAAGGAAAAGGCUCCGUAUACAGGAUCUCCAUGGAUGGAAAGCUGCAUGAUUCAGUGUUGGUGCUGAAAGUUCAAGGUUCAGUGUCAGGCCUGGCUGUGGACUGGGUCCACCAUCUCCUCUACUGGACCAGUAUGGAGAGCGGUUCUGUUAACGUCGGCCUGCUAGACGGUUCGGCUCAGCGUCGGCUUAUCACCGGACUGGAUAAACCUUCUGCAGUGGCUCUGGAUCCUCUACGAGGGCUGCUCUUCUGGGCUCAGUCUGGCCGCCCCUCAAAGAUUGAGAGAGCUAGCUUGGACGGUCGGGACAGGACGGCUCUGGUCACUUCCUUAAUACUCUACCCUGUUGCGCUCUCUCUGGAUAUGCCUCGUCAGCUGCUGUACUGGGUUGACCAGGGAAUGAGAAGCAUCUCCAGAGUAAAUCUAGACGGCCGUGACCGUAAGACGGUGGUAGAGUCGAACGGAUAUUUGGAUCGGCCUUUUGGACUGGCUGUGUUUGAGGGUUUUGUAUAUUGGAGUGAAGAAGUGACACGCUCCAUCUGCAGAGCCAACAAACACAACGGUGGUGACCACCAAGUGCUGCUGUCAAACGUCAUCUCACCGGGUGGUGUGGUCAUCCUCCAACCUGCUCUCCAACCAAACGGUCCAUCUGUAUGUGGACAUACUGGGACACUGUGCCAUCACGAGUGUACUGUCGACCUGCUGUCUGAGAGUCCAGAGUUCAGCUGCACUCCUCCAGAAAAAGGACAAAACACAUCUGAAGAAAUUCCUGCCAUUUCUCGCACCGUUCCUGCAUCAACUUUAUCUGACCCGACGUCUGCUGGAAUCCUCUCUGUUAUCAUGUUUCUUAGUGUGCUGCUGGUGGGAAUGGCUCUGUGGUGGUGGCGAGAGGAGUUCAGACCAUCCAGGUCUCUCACUGAGCAGAGCAUCUCCCUUAAAGAGUCCCAGGACCCGCUCAUCAUCCAGGGGCCGCACAUGGCUCCAAACACAUGCCUUGUGAAGGCAAGAGAAGUUUGUGCACACACACAAAAAAAGCAGAUACCAGGCGCCUUCAUUCACCUUCAGAGAGGAGAUGCCAUUCAUUCAGCUGCACGAAACUCUGCUUAAGCUGGACUUGGACGGUGAAUGACGACGGUGCAACACAGAUGGCCAGCUGCCUGGUGCUGUCUCAACCCCCGCAGUGACCUCAGGGCUGACAGACAACAACAAACCUGUCGUCUUGUCCCAACUCCGUGUGCAGUUUAAGAGAAAUGACCCGGUGGUAAAUAUCAGAGUUUAGAUGAGGAACAGACUUUGGAACAGUAACUUCUGUUUUGAAGAAUUGUUACUUUCAGCUCUUGUGGUUUCAGAAUUCAUCUUUGUUAACGAUGAUGAUGUUUGCUUAUAUUCUAUUGAACAAACCUACAUCAAAUUUUUUGUGCUUUGAAUAUCAGCAAGGAUGAACUUGUAUAUUUUGCCUUAUUUUUCAAACCCUUUAUGUGAAGCAUUUUCCUCUGCGAUUUACCAGUUAUGUUACAACUGUAGAUCAGUGGAAAUGUGAUCUGUUUAGAUUAUAUCUGAAACAAUUAGUUCAUUAAUCGCUUAGUCGUUCGAAAGAAAAUGAAUGAGUGACUAUUUUGAUAAUUGAUUAUAGAUUAUUUAAGUCAAAGCAUUGAACAUUUGCUGGUUCCAUCUUCGGCAUUUGUUUUCUCUUUGUGACAGUAAACUAAAUAUAUAUUUGGGGUUCAGACUGUUGAUCAGACAACAUCAAUCAAUUGGGAGACAUUUUUCACUAUUUUUGGAGAUUUUACAGAUCAAUUGUUUAAUAGCAAAUAAUUGUUAGUUGCCGUUCUACUGUAGAUUUUUAUUUUAUUGUUGCACUUUCUCACUCAACGUUUAUUUCAUCUUAUGCAAUCAAAACUAUACUUUUGCAAUAUUAUGGAGGGUUUUUACUUUACAACAUCCAACAGAAAUAUUAUGAAUAAUGUGACAAAAAAAACUGACACAAAUCAACGGGGCGACCUCUAGCUCACCCAGAAAAGAAGAAAAAAAAUCAAGUCAACUAUAAGGUACAGAUGUCCUUCCUGUUAACACGCACACUUUUUACUGAAUACUAAACUACUGUUUUUUGGCUUCUUCAGUAAGAGGAAAUGCUGCAAAAAUCUUUGAAUGUUGGAAAAAAUGAUCUGGUGCUGCAAUGGGGAGGAGUGUGUUUUGUUUUGUGAAAUGUCUCCUGGAGGUUUGGUUUUGUGCACAGGGCCUGGUUAGUGUUGUAUGGAGUGUUUGGUUAAUUGACCUGCUUUGUUCUUUUGUGUUAUUUGAGUCUCAAAGAAAAUAUAAGUCUGUUGGACUGAUUAUAAAUCCAUCGGCAGCAAUUGAGCGAUCAUUCUGUAAGUGUGCCCCAUCUGCGGAGUUGUGUGUGUUGGUAUUUAUUUUUAAGGAUGUGUUUUAUUUAUUUUUGGGCAGCAUUACAGCCAUUUGCACCAUGGAUAAAAACUGUAAAAUGCUGUAUAUGAAUCAAAUAAAGUAAUUUUAGUUUUCCUACAUA